UCGCAACCUGCUAGCGUUACAUCACAGUAUUCAAGCGACCUCUCGAUCUCCGACGUCCACUAUAUUGAUGUAACAGGGUUGUCGUCCGAUGCGGAAGGUACGGUGGUCGUCGACAUCGACUGCUCGCAGGAACGGGAGGACAUCACUGCCACUGGCACGAAUCUCACUUCUCAGUCUCCGGACGGCACUGCGAUAUACAUCUGUACCAACGUGGCCACUGUAGACGAGCUCGACUUCAAUUGUUUCGCUACGUAG
Laetiporus sulphureus 93-53 is the source of this 255-nucleotide messenger RNA. RefSeq names its product glycoside hydrolase family 28 protein. The record is from RefSeq and is a predicted model, not a curated record. The transcript has 3 exons. NCBI's taxonomy places the organism in Eukaryota, Fungi, Basidiomycota, Agaricomycetes, Polyporales, Laetiporaceae. The annotation marks the transcript as partial.